Plasmodium coatneyi is the source of this 954-nucleotide messenger RNA. RefSeq lists its product as uncharacterized. The transcript has 2 exons. The record is from RefSeq and is a predicted model, not a curated record. Lineage: Eukaryota; Apicomplexa; Aconoidasida; Haemosporida; Plasmodiidae. The coding region runs from base 1 to 954 and encodes 317 amino acids.
AUGAAUAAUGGAACGAGUUUUCAAAGUGAAGCGUUAGAUGGGAAUGAUACACGUGUAAUAACUUUUGUUUCCAAUUCAACACCUUUAGCCACGGAUAUUGAUCCCUUCUCAUCGGAAGGGAAGACUAACCAACUAUCAACUACGGUUACGAGCACAGUAGUAGAGAGUCUUCUUAACGGUGUUACUGAGGUUGUCAGCGAUGCUAUGAACACUGUGAUUUCUUCCAUUUCGGGAAAUGAAUCUUUAACCCUGCAUCCUUUAUCAGUUGCUAACGAGCAGAGUGUUCCAGUUACUCAUAGUGGAACCAAUAUCAGCACUGAGGGAAAUUAUCUCCCUGGAGGAAGUUCACAAGAACUAUGCUUAAUCCUAAAUAUUAUUAUUUUCCUUCUUCCGUUCCUUUCGCUCUUAAUCGUAAUUCCCAUUGCAGCGUGGUUAUACGACAAAACCCCACUAGGAGGAUGCUACAAUAGAGUGUGUGACUUUUUGUGCGUUACCCCCGAUGAGGAUGAACAGGAUAACGAAGGUGAAAAUGAGAUAGAUGGUGACAUUGAAAAAGGAGCCUGCGCGGGAGGCGCCCGAAGGAAAUAUUCCCUUCAACUUGAAUUAAAAAAAAAUAAGAGAAGGAAAAAAAAAUUUAGAAGAAAGCAGAGGUCAUAUACUUUUCCAAAUCCUACUCUCACCAAAUCUGAUAUACAAGGUGUUCAGUUUACUCAUUGUGGUAAUGAAAGUGGAGAUACCUUGUUUAAUCCCCCAUUAUAUGGAACAUAUUUUAAUGAGCUUACGGGAGUUGAGGGGGAAAAAGAUGACAAUGGCAAUGACAAUAAAGGGACUCGUACUAAAGGAAGAAAAGAUAAGGAAGAUAAUCCCUUUGAGGGGAUAGGGCAUGUGAACUUUGCUUUUUGCUCCGAAUCACCAGAAUCAGGCAUGCAGGGAUAUGAGGAGAACCAUUUUUAA